Molecule: messenger RNA, 1469 nt
Organism: Cuscuta europaea
Lineage: Eukaryota; Viridiplantae; Streptophyta; Magnoliopsida; Solanales; Convolvulaceae
Source: the annotation of a GenBank genome assembly
GCCGGAGACACAUACUUUCCAUCUUCCAUUCGGUGAGGUCGGCAUUAGUCUACAAGAUGUGGCGAUGAUCCUUGGUUUGCCCAUUCGGGGUAUGCCCCUCAGUGGUCCAACCGUUAAGGGUAAGGCUCAGUGGAUCGACCUGUGCACGCAGUCGUGUGGUUUCACUCCUCUAGAGACUGAUAUGUGCACGAGUGAUAUCACCAUGAGUGCUCUUACCCGUCACCAGAUCCUACCUGACAGUACAGACGAAGAGGUCACCGAACACACCAGAACCCUAAUAUGGCAAUUGCUUGGAGGCCUUUUGUUCCCUGACAUGAGUGGGACAAGAAUACGAUUAUACUUUUUGGAGGUCUUGCAGGGUGACAUGGCUUUAGCCCGUCGAUGGAGUUGGGGAUCAGCGGUUCUCGGGUACCUCUACCAUAACUUGUGCAACGGCGCCAAGUGGGAAACCAAACAAGUUGGCGGUUGUAUGCACUUGUUACAGAUUUGGGCUUGGUCGAGGAUUUCGAUGGUCCGUCCCUCAGUAGUUCAGGUCAUUCAACAUGACCAUCUUCCAUAUGGGUGCAGGUGGAUCGUCCCCAAGUCAUAUAAGGGAUCCCCAAGACACUGCAUACGCCUGUACCGGGAUGACCUAGACCGAAUGAGUAGAGAGUCAGUUUGAUUUCACUCCCUACGUGUCCGAGGAACUCCCACCUAUCAUCCUUAAUGACGCUCCGCUUUGGUCGGCUAGGGUCAUGCUCAUAUUUUGCAAUAUGGCCGAAAUGCAUUACCCCGAUCGAUUUCUUCGGCAGUUCCAUAUAAGGCAAGAUACUCCGGAUGCUCCUUUGGCGGGUACUGAUCAUCACGGCAAUCGUUCCAACAUAGUAACCGGUGCCUUGGCGUUGUGGGCGGACAUACAACAUCAUAUAUACUUUCUUGAUUAUGAUCGACAUAUGUCCGUCGAAGCAACUAAGAGGUACCGAAAAUGGUACCAGAAGCAUGGUAUGACACGUGUCCAGAACCCUUCUCACAAUGUGCCCACGACAGGCUACAUCCUGACAUCACACGAUUGGGGUAUUGUGAGGCAGAGCUUUUACGAGCUGAAUCAGCUCUUAGCCGACCGCGCAAGUCAUGAGGACUGUCAAAAACGACUACAGCGGAUGGCCCUGGACGUAGGUGAUGAAGAGAUGCUCCGCCGGGGCAUAUUCCAUUAUGAAGAUGAAGAUGAAGAUGAAAGUGGAAGUGACGAAGAGGAUGAUGCAGAUGAACAUGAAGGUGGGGGUGAGCACUCACAAUCGCCCCCUCAAUUUUCAACACGUGAGGGUGUCUCAUUUGAUCAACCACCCCCUCAAUUCUCAACGCAUCAAGGUGUCUCAUUUGAUCAACCACCGCCGUAUUAUGAUUCUUAUCAGUACUCCACACAAGCGGUUGAUUAUGUUGAUUCAUUUCUGGAUUCGUCGUCGUUUUACUAUGGAGACACAAUGGGGCCU